AAAAAAAUCAAAAAUAUUUUUGCAAUCAUGUCGAUUUUUUAUUGAAAAAAUGGAAAUAAAUUUUACUCUAGACUGAAUUUGGAAGAAUUUAUCAAAAAUACGUGACUGCUGAAACUAUAGUUUAGCACCACUUUUCCAGGAUGCAUAAAAAAUCUCAACUUCAAACCAGCAAUUAUUUCAAAAAUGAGGCCAAAAAAACCAACCUAAUUUAUCCGCUACUACUUAUAUCCCUUACUGCCCUAUUUAUCUCUUACGUCACUCUCAGAGAACUGGAAUGGGAAGAACAUGUUUCCAUAAAAAGAGGCCUCUCCUUGUUCGUCAGCGGUUUAUUAUUUUUCCCAUCACUAUUCUUGGCUUUGAACAAUAUACAAAUCCAUACACACCAAGGCAAGAAAUAUAUGAGAUUUUAUAAGUUAGGUCUUAGCGAUGUAUACGAUAUCAGUAAUAAAUCAGUGUCAGCCAUACAAGCCCUGUUUUGCUGUCUCACCGGAUUAACUUCCAUUCAGUAUUCUUGUCCGAGAGAUAUUCUGAAAACUUCCCAUUAUAUUUCCGAAGCCUAUGGGUGGUUUGGGGCAGCAUAUUUUUUUUACGAUGUAUGGUCUAUGUAUAAAGUGUGGAGUACAAAGGUGACACAAACUCCAAUGGAUGGAGUCAAAAACCAAAUCAUAUUAAAAACAGUAAAAGUGACGGCCUAUUUGAGUCAAAAUAUUAUGAUAGUGUUCCAUCAUGUUUUUAUAGGAUGUUUUGGAUUUCUAGUGAUAACUUACCUCAGGGGUGGAUUAGGAGACUGUUUCUUUGGCUUCAUCUAUUUAAUGGAAGCUAGUACUCCUUUUGUCUCGCUCAGAUGCAUUUUAUCGAAAAUGGGACUCAAACAGUCCAAAUUGUAUAUAGCUAAUGGCUUGGUUAUGUUAGCUACAUUCUUUAUAUUCCGUGUGGCUAUGUUCCCUUAUGUAAUUAAUUUAUUUGCCCAGGCUAUAGGAGUGGACUUUUUUACGGCUGUGACAAAACUACCUAGGAAUUGUCUAAUAAGCAUCAGCCUGUUGUUGUUCCCGCAAUUUUAUUGGUUCUUGCUUAUGGUUAAAGGCGCCAGUCAAGUAUUAUUUACCAACAAAUCUACAGAAAAAAAUGCCAACAAUAACAAUUUGAAAAAAAAGUCGCGAUAAAAAAUUGGCAAUGGUUAUCCAAAACUAUUUUCCCAGAGGAGUGAUUCAGGGAUUGAAGAUAACUAGAAAAGGAAGUAUGGUUUUUUGUUUUAUAGAAUUUAGUGGUGGCUGUGAUUUUUAUUUUUUUUUAUUUUCUUUUUCAUCGAAGCUAUGCUAGAUUUCUAAUUUAUUUAUUUAUUUAUUGAAUCUUAAUCUAGCAGCUUAAAAAAUAUACAAAUAAUCAGUGUGAAGCUGUUUUUUUUUGCCAAAAGCUAAUUUAUUGUGACAUCACGGUAAAAGAAAUUUAAAUUAAUUAGGGAUUGUAUGUACAGGGCAAUUCUUGCAUUUAUACAUAUUUUCAUUUAUUUCUUUAACUGAAUGAAAUACUCAGUCAGUCGUCACUUACUUUUUUGUUUUAAUUAUAGUUUUAUUUAUUGUAUCUGAAACGAGAACAAUCCCUAAAACAUAGCGUGUAUAUAUUUUCAGGAAUACUUUAUACCCCAUAUAUUUUUAUAAAUAUCUGUUAAUUAUUAUGAAACGUACACAUCUUUCUCUAAAGUUUUGAAAGUUAAUUUGAGGCUUUGUUGUCUUGAAAACUCCAGAAAAAUCCAGUAAAUAUUGAAAAUAUCUACAAAAAAAAAGGAAUUUGUUGUGUUUCAAGUGAAUGUUGUGAUUUGGAAAUUUCGCCUCUUAUCGCUGUUAUUGGUGUUCUAUAUGUGUAAUUUGGCUUUUUUGAUUGAAAAAGGACUAGGAAUCGAUUUUUUUCCUAGUGAUCCAUGUUUGAUAAUCUUAGGCUCAGUAAGACUAGCCUUUUUAGAAAAUCUUAAUUCAGACUGCAAUUUAUUACGGGAGUACUUCUCUCCUUAUUUUCAUGUUUGAAAGCUAUAUUUUUAGAAAAAUGUGUAAUCUUUGAUGCAUUUAUUUUGAAAGUUUUUGAGACUCGAUAAAAUGGUAAAAAUAGUAAUAUUGAAUAUUUUUGUAAAUGCAGCAUCUUUAUUUGGCAAAUAUAUUUAAAAUUAUAAUAUACUAUUAUAGAAACAUUGUCCCUGUAUGUGUACAAAAUAAAG
Messenger RNA from Ceutorhynchus assimilis (cabbage seed weevil), 2209 nucleotides. Lineage: Eukaryota; Metazoa; Arthropoda; Insecta; Coleoptera; Curculionidae. The record is from the annotation of a GenBank genome assembly.